UACAUGGAUGCACACUGCAUUGUUGCCACAUUAUUUUUAAAAAGUGAAGAAAUGGAACCUGCAAAUUACACAAGAGUGACAGAGUUUGUUCUCACUGGCCUAUCCCAGACUCGAGAGCUACAGUCCCAUCAUGUUGCUUACUAUUUCACUAAAACAAGAAGAGAACUGCUCAAGCCCAUACCACUACAUCUACCCAUAUACCUGCAUCUGGGACCAUGUUCCCUUUCAUCUCUCUUGAAACUGGGUCGCUUGGUACUGCUUCUACAAAAGUCAACUCCCUGAUCUAUGCAUCAGAAUCCAUCCUCUCUGCUACUAAAGGCAAUUAUUCUGCUUUUAACCAGUUCUCAAAACCAGGAUUUCUGGUUCUGAUUGAGAUGGAAAGGCAGGAAUUGAAUUUACCCUCCUGCUUAGAGCAACAGAAAAAAAAAUCUACAAAACAGAUUUCAAGACACUGAACAUCAGGCAACAAAUGGUAAAACCAAAAACCAAACAGAGCAGAGUCUGCAGAUCAUGGAGGGAUUCAACCAUUCUGGAGUAUCUGAAUUUGUAUUACUUGGACUUACUGAUUCUCCUGAGCUCCAGAUUUUUUUCUUUGUGAUGUUUUCUGUUUUCUAUUUACUAACUAUGUUGGGCAACUGCUUGAUUUUGCUCACAGUCCUAUGCACCCCACACCUUCACUCCCCCAUGUAUUUCCUCCUCAGCAACCUGUCUCUCAUUGACAUGUGCUUGUCCUCCUUUGCCACUCCAAAGAUGAUCAUGGACUUCUUUGCUGAGCAUAAGACCAUCUCCUUUGAGGGCUGCAUUUCUCAGAUCUUUUUUUUGCACCUUUUCACUGGGACUGAGAUUGUGCUGCUGAUCUCCAUGUCUUUUGACAGGUACAUUGCCAUAUGCAAACCUCUCCAUUAUUCAACAAUUAUGAGCCAAAGAGUGUGUGUUGGGCUUGUGGUAACUUCUUGGACAGUGGGCUUCCUGCAUACAAUGAGCCAGUUAGCUUUUACUCUCUGUUUACCCUUUUGUGGUCCCAAUGUUGUAGACAGUUUCUUCUGUGACCUUCCUUUGGUCAUCCAGCUGGCUUGUAUAGAUAUCUAUGUUCUUGGAAUCUUCAUGAUCUCAACUAGUGGUGUGAUUGCUCUUGUAAGUUUUCUGCUUUUGCUCACCUCCUACGUCAUUGUUCUUGUCACUAUCAAGGACCACUCUUCCACAGGAUCAUCUAAGGUUUUUUCUACCUGUACUGCACAUUUCCUAGUUGUGUUAAUGUUCUUUGGGCCCUGCAUCUUCAUCUAUGUGUGGCCUUUCACCAACUUCCUGGUGGACAAAGUUCUGUCUGUUUUCUAUACCAUCUUUACCCCCUUUCUGAAUCCACUCAUCUAUACUUUGAGAAACCAGGAAAUGAAGACGGCUGUGAAGAAGAAACUAAGUAACCAAUACCUAAAUCUUGGGAAAACUUCUCCAAGAUAUCCAGUGCAAUGAAUCUCCUGAGAUUUAUAUCAUCAGUUUAUUUUUAUAGCAAUACUUAGUAUCUUCAUUUCAAGUCUUUUAGUUUAAAUUCACAAAAAGAAGAAGCCAGGGUUGAGAGAUGUGAAAUAAUCUUGCCUAAAAAUUACUGAGAUGUUUGUGAGCCUUUUGAGGUUACAGACACAUUUGAAAAUCUGCUGUAAUCUAUAGGUUAUUUUCACAGAAAAAUGCACAUAUAAUCAAAACAUAAAUUCAGGGCUUCAUAUACCCAUGAAUCCUAUCAACAUACCUCAGCAACUUAGAGAAGCUUAAGAUAAAAUACUGUUCUCUUGUCUUCUACCCCAGAACAUUCCUACUCAGUUGCACAGCCUUGUGGUACUUUGAUGGUGUCCACUUGCAGAACGUUGAUUAAAAGUGUUUUUUUUUUUUUCAUUAGAAAUAUUUUUAUGGAAAAUUCAAAUGGUGAAGAGAUUCUUCUGAGUCAACUUUGAACAAAAGAGAACAGUUUGGAGGAUCUGAAAUUUAACAGUCUGGUUUCUUAAGAGGUGUAUAGAUCAUUACCACACUUGAUAAUUGAUAUAGCAAAUAAUUAUUUAAACAGCCAUUUGUGAAGUUUAAACCACAGAAAGUAAACAACUAAAAUAUGAUUCUCUCCUAAAACCUGGCUGAAUGUCAGAGAUAUGAUGCAUUCAUUUACUCUCAAGACUAAAUGUUUGAAAAACUUAACUACUAAAUUCAUGACAAGUUUGUCAUUUCCAAAGUAAAACAUUACAAAACUUUAUUAGUCUUAGUAUGAGUUUUGUCUCUCAUUCUCAACAUAACAUAGCCUAGAGGAAGAAAAGAUGAAACUAAUUUAAAAAAAUACAUAGCACAAUUCUUCCUAAUCUGGCUUAUUAGUGAUUGUGUUAAACAUACUUUUUAUUCCAAGACAUUUUUUGAAAAUCAGCUAGCCAAACCAUUUCCCUUACAGUGGAAGAACCUAAGAUACAGAAAAUUCUUAGAGCUGGUUCAAGACUGAAUUACUGUAAAUGGGCAAAAGUCAUUGCUCUAAAUAUACCUAGACCCCAGAUUUAAUUUUGGAUCUGUCAUUUCCUAGUUGUCUUAUCCUGGGAGUUUCACUUCAUCUCUCUACCCUGUUUAAUCUCUAAUAUGAAGAUAAUAAAAAUUGUUGUGACCAUUUUAUGGAAAGUGGACACAACAGACUCCAAAAAUGUCAUUUUCUUUUCCGUUCCCAACUACACAGACUCUUACCCAAAAUUCAUUUUAUUUUUAAGUAGUAUACCUUUAAAGAAUAACCACAUUCAGGUGAAACCAGUAGCUCACAAAAUUUGACAUUCUAGUUUUAGGACAUCUCUUUGCAGCUUGUUAAGAUAUAUGGCAGAAAAACAAAUAGAACACUUUCCAGUUUUCCAUUGUUAACAUGGAGGGUGGUUGUAGAAAUUAGAUUGCCAGAUACUUUGUGUUUUUUAUGAAUAACAAUGUACUGAUAGGCUGCAUCUCUUUGAAUUGACUGAAGUUUAUGAAAAUAAUUUAGGAAACAAUCUGUUAUGAUGACAUUCAUGGUAUUAAUAGUUUCUUACAUUUAUUCUGGACUUUUAAGGUUUCAACAUGAUUCAACACAAUCUUCAAGAUAAAUAUUUAAUAUCUGAAGUUAAAUAAUGUGGCAGAGGUUUAUGAAGAAAUGUAGUAUUGGAGCUAGGUAUAAAAACCACAUUCUAGUUUAAAAUACUAGUUAAUUUUUAGCCAAAUCAUAAACUCUUUAUUCUUGCCAUAAAGUCAGUCAAAUGAGAAAAAGUAAAAAUGUCCUUUUGUCUCAUCUCCAUUCUUUAGCAAAAAUUAUCAUCUUUGUUUUAAAAUAUAAACCCUGCUUCUGGG
This is a messenger RNA of Felis catus (domestic cat), 3330 nucleotides long. RefSeq names its product olfactory receptor 4K2-like. Gene Ontology annotation, molecular function: olfactory receptor activity; G protein-coupled receptor activity. Gene Ontology annotation, biological process: G protein-coupled receptor signaling pathway. Gene Ontology annotation, cellular component: membrane. The transcript is spliced from 5 exons. Bases 511 to 1470 code for a protein of 319 amino acids. Lineage: Eukaryota; Metazoa; Chordata; Mammalia; Carnivora; Felidae. The record is from RefSeq and is a predicted model, not a curated record.